AUGGGCACUGCUGGUGCCUACAGUCUCAGCUGGUCAAACAAUGGUCGUCUGGCAGUGGCCUCUCGGGAUAAGCGGCUAGCCGUGUUUGACGUGGAUAGGGGUGAAAAGAAGCCCGUGGUCCUGAUGCCCUGCCAUCUUGGUUCGAAACCAUGGAAGGCAGUAUUUUUAGAUGACUCAACAGUGGUCACGGUAGGAUUUGGAUUGGAAGGAAGUAAAGAGGUUGCCGUUUGGGAUCUGACAAAUUCUUCAAGUCCCCUGGAGCGCAUACGAUGUAAUCAAUCUUAUGGAAGCGUUAUCAUGAACUACUAUCGCGGAAAUCGAUUUCUAUUCCUCUCUGGUCGUGGUGAUAACGGAAUCCAGGUCUACAAAUAUUACAAUCGAAGCAUGAAUAUAGCCGGUCAAUUUCAAAGUCCCCACUCCUACAGGGAUAUUUGCUGGAUGCAACAGGAAUACUUGGAUUCUGACUGUCACGAAAUUGGUCGGUGUUUCCGUCUUUUUUUGCCUGAUACAUCGGUUGUUCUUUCAACUGGUAGUCGUAGGCGGAAUAACCUUUUUUGCACCAAUCCCUAUCAACAAGAUUUUGGCGGACCAUUUGGACUAGCCAAUAACCAGUCGUGCAGAAAAUUAUCCGCUCCUUUGAUUGAGCCCCUAAGCAUUCGAUUACAGGAGGGAAGUUUAGACGCUAGUGAAGAUGAAAGUGACCGGGAACCAGUGAAUAAUGCCGAAAAUUUUUCGAAAAUUGAAAAACCUCCAACAAAAUCUUCUCGGCCUGAAUCCGUUUUUUCAAAGAGACACAAAUCCAUAAUGUUAAAUAAAAAACCAAGUUUUGGAAGUGGUGAUUAUAUAAAUGGCUCCAUGGUCGCCAUGCAUUAUUCUAAUGGUGGUCGUGACGGGGGGUUUGCGUGCAAUACUUAUAAUAAUCAAAGCAAAAGCAAUGAUGGCAUAAAGGUUCCUCCCCCGAUUCCUCCCAAAUCAAAAACAAAACGCGUGUUUAACGGCUGGAAGAUAAUUCCAGAUAUGUUUCAGGAUAAAUUGUCUCGAAAGGCUGACAAGAAGCAUUUAAAUUUGUCUUGCGAUCUCGAGAAGCCUCGGAAGGAAGAAAAAGCACAUUCACUUGUUAAGACCUCGGACGAAAGCUUGGAGGAUUUGGGAAAAAAUACAAACUCUGAUGAUGAAAUUUUCAUCGUUACAACAGCAUUUAGUCGUAAACGAAAUGGUGUACAAACCGUACAUGAAAAACAAGAAAACAAAUUUCUUGAAACCGAGGAUGACGAAGAGGCCUAUGCCACCUGUUCAGUGUCCGACUUGGUAGCUGCUUUUGAGGCGAAAGCUGCCAGGAUUGCUGCCAUGGAAACCUGCAGUAUUAGUUCAGAAACUAUGUCAGCUACAUUGGAUGAUUCAGCUCCUUUGUCGUCUCUGGAAAUUUCGGCUGGUCUUCCAAAUCAAAAGAAUCGAACAGAAACUACAUUGGUACCAGAACGUCCGCAUAUCGCGGCAAGUAACCCGAUGAAUGGAAGGGCCCACCUUCCUCCAUCUCGUAUGUAUACAAGUUCCAAUCAUGCAAGAUGGUCAAUUUCCCAUUCCCCCGGGGUUCAGAUGUCCCCGGCCCUGCGUUACAUGCAGCGUUCACAAAGAAACUCUCUCGGCAUUUCGCGAUCGCCUUCAAACUCUGACAAUGACGAAAAUCCUUCUACUAGAGCAUCUCCUCGAAGGUCGUCUCUCCGAAUCCCCAUACCUGAUAAUCGAUAUCGAUCAGAAGACAGCGUGUCUGAGACCAUUCACAAUAACAAUUCCUUUGAUCCUCCGGUGAAUUCAUUCAGAACUGUUACUACGAACACUGCUGAGCAAUUGAGGGAUCGUCUUUACGAAUUCCUUGAAAACGAUCUUUCCGAUAUUUCAACCGCCUCCAUUAUCGACAAUAAAACAAAAGCAAAAUCGAAACUUAGACGGAUGAUUAAGAAUGAUUCGAGUGAACAUGAAACGAUCAGAGAAGAUAGGACGCUACGAAAGCCGACCCAAGUGAUUACGAGAAAAGGUGACACCAAUACUUUGGAGGAAACACCAACAAUAGUCAAUAGUGAAUUUUCGGAGAAACCGGUUUAUUCUAAGCUUAUUAAACCUGAGGAUUCAAAUGUUUCCAAAACCCGCGAGCAACAAGAAAGGGCCGUUCUUCGGCUGAUUCCCUCCCUAGCACCAAUUUCCACAUCCAAACUGUCACUUCUGGAUGAGUUUCGACUUCUGCAUUUGCAGAUAACAUCUAUUGAUUCACAGAAUUUGAGUACUCGACCAAAAACACAACAGUCAUUUUUGGAUCUACCAAAUAGCGAUUUCAACCCCAGUUUUGAUGAGAAAGUGGAUGAAGAUUCCUCAAUAACAAUCCGUCGCUAUAACGCAUUUGACUCCCUUUGUACAUCAGCCACUGAGUCUGACCAACAACACGAGGAUAAGGGACUUAUGUGUACCUCAAAAAUGGCGAGGACCUCAAGUCCGACUAGCCCUCAAGGGACGAUUGAAGAUACUCGUGCUUUCUACGAUAGCUAUGCACCGUAUUUGAGAGACUUAGAAUCCACUGUGAGGCGAUGUUGCAGUGUUUGUGAAACAGACGUCUCUGAAGCCACAACACCAGCUGCUAAUCAAGAUACCCAAGAAGGUAAAACUUAA
This is a messenger RNA of Rodentolepis nana, 2661 nucleotides long. NCBI's taxonomy places the organism in Eukaryota, Metazoa, Platyhelminthes, Cestoda, Cyclophyllidea, Hymenolepididae. The record is from the annotation of a GenBank genome assembly.